UCUGCUGGCCGCUUGCUGGUCCGCCGCCGCUGCCGCCUCCGCAGCCGAGUGGAUGGGCGCCCUGGAGCAGGCGCUGCUGCUCGGCCUCAACUCCACGGACGAGUUCAGCUUCCGGGACUGCGUGUGGCGCAGAGGCAGCGACCGAGACGCCUGCCCUGACCCAGACGUCCACCUGUACCUCUACACCAGCGCCAACGCGAGCCGCGUGGAGGUGCCGCAGUCGCGGUCGGCGCUGGCGCGCGGCGAGUGGCUGCGAGAGGCUGCGGGGAACGGCGGCGGCGGCGGCCUGGGUGGCCGGCAGCUGAUGCUGCUGGUGCACGGGUACGCCGGCGGCGACGGCCUGCUGCCCGCCGUCGUGCUGCGCGACGCGUACCUGCGCUCGGGCCGCUUCUGGGUGCUGGUGGCGGACUGGGGCGCGCUCGGCCGCCCCCCCUGCUACCCUGCCGCCGUGCACAACCUGCGGACCGCCGCCAGCUGCCUGGCGCGCCAGCUGUCCGCGCUGCGCCAGCUCGGCGGACUGGCGCCAGCCGCCUGCGUUGGCCACUCGCUGGGCGCACACCUCUGCGGCCUGCUGGCGCGACAGCUGCGCUUCCGCCUCCCCACGAUCAUAGGUCUUGACCCGGCGCGUCCGCUGGUGAGGGCGGCGCUGCGCCUCGCGCAGGGCGACGCCGGCCACGUGCAGACGCUGCACACCAACGCCGGCCACUACGGCGAGCUGGCCACGCCGCGCAUGGCGCACGUGUCCGUCUGCGUCAACGGCGGCCGCCUGCAGCCCUUCUGCCUCGACAAGACCGACCCACACCUGUGCAGCCACGUGCGCUCCGUCUGCCUGCUGGCCGAGACGCUGCAGGCGGAGGGUGCUCGCCGCGCCGCCCCCUGCGGCCGCCGCUGCGUCGCCCCCGCCUCCGCCACCGCUUCCGCCUCCGGCGCCGCCCCCGCGGGGAGAUCAGCCCACAGGCCGGGCAGCUUCCUCGCGGCGACCAGGCCCGGCGGUCUGCUGUUCGGACACCUCGCGCCCCCCAGCGCCAGCGGUUCGUUCUGCGUGAGCACGCCGGAGGGCGAGGAGCCCUUCUGCCCGCGCUUCGAGGGCGAUGCGGGCGACCGCCGCUGCUGCUCGCGAACGCAGGCGCUGCCGCCCGCCCCCGCCGCCCCCAGCGCGCCGCCCCCGGAGGCCGACCGCGGCUCGCAGGAGCUGCACGGCACGGCCGCCCCGCUGCUGGCGUGGCAGCUGGCCACGGCGGAGCCGGCGCGCCUCCAGCCCGCCACCGUCUCGCAGGGCUACGCGGCCGUCAAGGGCUGA
Schistocerca gregaria is the source of this 1300-nucleotide messenger RNA. Its product is annotated as phospholipase A1 member A-like. Lineage: Eukaryota; Metazoa; Arthropoda; Insecta; Orthoptera; Acrididae. The transcript is spliced from 7 exons. The coding region runs from base 53 to 1300 and encodes 415 amino acids. Gene Ontology annotation, molecular function: lipase activity. The record is from RefSeq and is a predicted model, not a curated record.